GGAACCAGCACUAUGGCGUCUGGUUGCAAGAUUGGCCCGUCCAUCCUAAACAGCGACUUGGCCAAUUUAGGGACCGAGUGCCUCCGGAUGCUGGACUCCGGGGCUGAUUAUCUGCACCUGGAUGUAAUGGACGGGCAUUUUGUUCCCAACAUCACCUUUGGUCACCCUGUGGUAGAAAGCCUCCGAAAGCAGCUAGGCCAGGACCCUUUCUUUGACAUGCAUAUGAUGGUGUCCAGGCCGGAACAGUGGGUAAAGCCAAUGGCUGUAGCAGGGGCCAAUCAAUAUACUUUUCAUCUUGAGGCUACUGAGAAUCCAGGGGCUUUGAUUAAAGACAUUCGGGAGAAUGGGAUGAAGGUUGGUCUUGCCAUCAAACCGGGAACUACCGUUGAGUAUCUGGCGCCAUGGGCUAAUCAGAUAGAUAUGGCCUUGGUUAUGACAGUAGAACCUGGGUUUGGAGGGCAGAAAUUCAUGGACGACAUGAUGCCAAAGGUUCACUGGUUGAGGACCCAGUUCCCGUCUUUGGACAUAGAGGUCGAUGGUGGAGUAGGUCCUGACACUGUCCAUAAGUGUGCAGAGGCAGGAGCUAACAUGAUUGUGUCUGGCAGUGCCAUUAUGAGGAGUGAAGACCCCAGAUCUGUGAUCAACUUGUUAAGAAAUGUUUGCUCAGAAGCUGCUCAGAAACGUUCUCUUGAUCGAUGAAACCUCAAGCAGCCCAAUGUUUCUGCUCAUGAAAUCUCCUUUUUACUGGAAAACAAGAAUGUUGACUACCAAAUCGUAUCUGAGCAGUUAUUCAUUCCAGUGACUAAAAUCUAUAGUGCAGAAUGUUCUAAGAGGAUAGAAAUUGGUGUGUAUCUACAUUUUUAGUAAUGGAAUUUAAAGAUUGGUAUGGUGAAUACCCUGUUUUUACUGGGAGACUUGAUUUUUAUAAAGAGUAAAAAUAUGGCUGUAUUAAGGUUACAAAACAAAAAUGUGUCUUAAUGCCAAAGAAGGCAUAUUAGCUACUAUGAGAAAAGACUUUUUCUGUAUUUCUAGCAAGAAUUUUCUGUUUCUCAGCUGGUUUGCAAAAGCAAAGGGAGUUAUGUUUUUCCUGUUUCAUGUCAUUUGUGGUUUGUGUAUAUGCUUGAUAGUAUGACUAAAAUGGAAUUUAUGAAAAUUCUAAGUUUAGAUUUAGGUGGGAUGAGAUCCAGUAUUCUUUUGUCUAAAAUAUCUAUUUUUCACCAUAUACUUGAUGCAUAAAAAGUAUAAAAGAAAGAAUGUAAGAAGUCCAGGGGUUUUCAGGCGCUCUGUGUUCUGUUCUGAAACGAAGUACAGAUUUUAUCAGGGUGUUUUCUCUGCCAGCUUUGCUGGAGGUGCAGGUUAUUCAGCAAUUUUUUUUUUAAUCCCAUCUACCAUUCUUAAGGACGUGGAGUACUGCUGUUGCCUUUCUGAGUAGAAAGAUAAAGCCUAUAUAAGUUACACAAGUACUUUGAUAUAAUCUCAUUAAAUCUACAGAUUGCUCCUUUGAAUGGUAGGACAGGUGUUUUGUCCCCAUUUUAAAAAUGAAGAAACUAAAGCUCAGCAACAGGUUGGUACCAUGGAGACGAUCCAGUAGGGAAUAGGAUUUCUGGCCUGUACUGCUUUUACAGAUGGAGCCCUUGGGAGGUGGGCUAGGGAAAGGAAGCUUCUUUUACUUAACAUUGUCUUAAUUUUGGUCUAGCUUUACCCUGUAGCAGAACCAGAUAGCUGAGAAUAUUCUGGAACUAUAGAUAUUGGCCCCAAGGGUAUAUAUUUUAUUUUCCAAGACAGACUAGGUGGGCAAAGAGAUGGCAUGGUGUACAGAGUUAAUCCAUAAACUAAGUUUUGUACCUGUGCUCCAAAUUCUUAGACAACAGAUAAUGUACCAACCACUUCAUUCUUAUAUUCUUGCUAUGUAAAAAAAUAUGCAAGAAAUGUAACAGGACCAUUGUCAUUAAACUUCUUUAGGUUAAUAUGAAUUUUGAGAAACAAGGUUUGAAGAAUAAGAAUGUUAAUACUUAAGCAUAGACUAGACCUUGCUUGUUUUUUUCUAACACUACUAGGUAAAUUUUUGUUUAAUGCUUGAUGUUUGUUUUUAUUUUGGCUUAGGAAAAGGUGGUGCCAUGAACAGGUGGCGUUUUAAUCAAGUCAAACAACACAAGCCAUUCUCUGGUGCACUUGUACAGAAAACUUCACCAUGGAAAGUUGUGCUUGACCUUUCAGUCUGAUCGUUUUUUUCAUCUUGGCAUAAUAAGGCUGCUGUGUCGUCAUCCUUCAGCGGAAAAGCCCUUCGUUCCCACCACAAAGACUGAAAGGAAAAACAUUUCAGAAGACAAGAAAGGGCAAUUACUUGACCCUUACAGUCUGAGUUCUCAUGAUAUUCUUUGAUCACUGUAAUGUCACCCAUGAGGACUCAAUUCACAUUUUUCUCUAUACUUCUGGAAAGCUGUAUCUCUGUAAUGUGGAAAAAGAUAAGAACUGAAUCUCAUAUGUUAAUUAAGGGUUUGGAGAUGUGGAAAGAAAUAGAAAUGCAUAGGCUGAAGUGCCAAACUCUCACCAACACUGAAAUAAACAAAGAGCAUGGCCUACCAGCAGUGACUAGGAUUCUGAUUUCAAGAAGACAAAGCACCCUAAAAAUGACAGACAAGAUUUUUAUAUGUCAACAUUUGGCCAUAUACAUCCACAUUUGGAAGCGAAAAAGGGAACUGGGGUUUUCACUGGCUGAUUUUUGGAAGUAGAUCACCAGGCCUUUCUUCCUAGUCUUAGUAUGGAUGCUCUGCUGAAACCUGUUCAGAAUCACAGCAACACACACAAACCUCCACUGACAGAUGACUGGUGGCUGCACUUGAGGUACAUUGACCGGAAAUUGAACCAGAUGGAAGGUGAGAAUUCUACCACUGAACCAACCACCUCUGCCCUCAAAAUAAUUAUUUGGAGUGGGAGUGGUAGGGAAUGAGAGAUUGGGACACAAAAUGAGAAUUGAGUACUUUGCCUAUUAUUACUGUAGACUUCAACUCAAAUGCAUUCCACCUCUGUCUUAAUUUCCCAUUACUAACAUGUCCUUACAUUAUUGAUAGAUUACUAUUAUUCUGUUUAACAUAUUUACAUUGCCUUCAUUUUUUAAGUUAGAUAAGCAGUAGGGCAACAUUAGAAGAAAAAUAUAAUCACCUAAUCUUACCUAACACAACAGUUUCAUUUUUGCAUACUCCAUUUCAGUCAUACAUACAUAUAUUUCAUAAUUCGUAGUACAUUUUAAAUAUGAAAUCAUAAUUUGUAAUUUCAGUAAGAAUGUAUAACAGCAUUUUAUCUCAUAACUCACUUUUUUUUUUUUUAAUGGUUGCCUAACAUUCUUCUGAUUAGGGAUAAUAUCAUUUAGCUAUUCCCUAGCUUUUGGACAUGACAUAAUCAUAGUGAUACUGCUGUUAUGGAAUUCUUAUAUGCAUACAUAUUUUUCCAUUUUAAAAAAACAUUAGCCUCAGGAUAAAUUCAUUGAGAGUAAUAUGUCAUGAAAAAGUACCCAAACAUAUCCUAUACUUGCCUAUUCCUUCUUUAGUGUUUUUCCCUAUGCAUAGACAAUUGUUCCUUGUCCUUGGUGCUCUCUUUUUUUUCAUUCUCUUUAACUUUUUACUGUAGAAAAUUUUGAAGGAGAAUAGAAUAAUGAGUGCCAUGUGCCUAUCCUUCAGCUUCAGCAAUGACCAACUUAUGACCUAUCUUGUUUGUCUCUCUCCCCACCAAUGUUUUUGCUGGAGUUAAGCACAUCCCAGAUGUAUCUUUUCAUCUAUAAAUAUGUCGGCAGUUACAUGUGACAAAAUUAACAAUAAUUCAUUAACAUUAUCUAACAUCCAGUCCAUGUUAAAAUUUCUUUGAUACUGUCCAAAAAUGUGUGUAUGUGUGUAUAGCUGGUUUGUUCAAAUUAGGACCCCUGCAAGGUUCACAUGUUUCAUUUGGUUGAUAUAAAAACAUGUUUACAUGUUAAAAGUAAAAUUGUUUCAUCCAUUCUUUGAUAAAUAUGUUUCCAUCCUUGCAUGAACUUGUAAGAUUUUUUUUUUGUAAGAUAUUUUUAAAGGUUGCAUAGUCCGCUGAAGUGGGUAUUUUAACCGUACCUCUAUUAUGCUCUUCAAGUUGUUUCUAAUUUUUCACCAUCACAAAUAAUGUUGUGAAUAUAUUUGUGAGUAAAGGCAGUUUCAUAUUUAGGAUGUUUUCUUACACUAGGUACUUGAAAAUGGAAUUACUUGGUCAGAAUAGAGAGUUAACAAUUCAGUAAGCAUUCAUUGUGAGUGGAUACAAAAGUAAUAAGGUGAGUUUUUUUACAUCAAUGAGUAUAUACAAAAUUAAAUAUUUUAAAGGCUUCCCAUACACCUCCUAGUGCUUCCCAAAAGGCUUGUAUCAAUUCUUAAUGUUAGCUAAAAUAUUUGAGGGUGCUGAUUUUACUACAGCCUUGCCAGAACUGAUUGUUUACACUUAUUAAUGUAAUAAGCCAAAUAUUAAACUUAGCACAGUAUCUGCUACAUAAGCUCUCAGAAAAUGGUAGCUAGUAUAAUUUUCAUUAUUAUUAUCAUUACUAUCACCUAGUUUUUCUUCUAAUUCUUUUAAGACAUCAUUUUAAUAUUUAACUAUUUAAUCCAUCUUAAUGUAUUUUAAUGACCAUCUAUUUAAGUUUAUUUUAAUGUGCUGUAUGAAGUAGGGGUCUCACUUUAGUUUAUAUUUUCCAAAGAGUCAUUAUUUAAUGCCACUUCUUGUACAGAAAGCAAAAGUUUGGUUAGUUGUUUAGAGCAUGGACUGUGGGCCAGACUGCCUGUGUUUGAAUCCUGGCUCUAACUACUCAAUUGCAAUACGAACACACGGGUCUGCCGCUAGGCUUUUUAUUUACUUCCAUUGAUCUAGUUACCAUUAGUACCACACUACUUUAAUGAUUAUAGCUUUAUAAUACAUUUUUAUAUCUGGCAGUAUAAUCUCCUGCUUACUGAUUAUGUUUUAUUGGCUGUUCUUCCAUCUUGUUUCUCUGAGAUAAACUUCAGAAUAAUUUUGUUCUAAAAAAAUGCCUCUGUGGUUCUGAUUAGAAUUAUGUUACAUUUAUAAAUUAAUGUAGAGAAAACUGACAUCUUAAUUACUGUUUUCUGACUCAGGUCCUCUUCUCACAUAGGCAGGUCCUCUUUUUUAUGUUCCUCAGUAAACUUUUGACGUUUUCUUCAUGUAGUUUCUUGUUAGGUUUAAUCCUAAAUAUUUUAUAUUUUCACUGUCCAUGUGUCUAGGAUAAUUUAUUCCUUUACAUAUUCUAAGUAGUUAUUGCUGGUGUUUAUAAAAACUACUUAUUUUUAUAAAUUUAUUUUGAAAUCUGCUACCUUUCAGAACUGUGGUUCCAACAGGCAUUCAGUUGAUUCUUGAAUUUUUAAGGUAGAUAAUUAUUUCAUCUUAGUUUUUAUGAAUUUUUGAUGUUGAGAAGAUUUUAGCUUUGACAAAAUAUGUUGAUUUAUUUUCUUUCUUAUUCUGAUUGCUUCCAAGCAUAGACAAUGUCCCCUCUCCCAUUCAGAGCAUUCAUAAAUAUUACAUUCUAAUUUCUUCAAGGUUUAUAAUUUUAAUGUGUUAUUUGAAAUUCUUGGAACCAAUUAUAAUUUAUUUUGAUACAUCAUAUGAAAUCAGUGUGUAAACAAACUUUUCCCAAAAAGACUAACAAUACUGAUUAUUGAAUAAUUCUUCGUCUUCCCAUUAAUUUACAAUUCUUUCCUUAUCAUAUAAUAAAGUAUGAGCUAUGCAGUUUGCUCCAUGGAUCUACUGUCCUAAAUGCAAGAAAAAUAGAUUCUGUGAUAUUAUAGAUCUAUGUCAUGUUUCCAUAUGGGGUUGGGCUUGAUUCUCUCAGUACUUUUUUCAGCAACUCCUUUUAGAUUUCCGCCUACUUAUUGUUCCAAUGGGCUUUAGAAUUAUUUUGUUAACUUAAAUUCUAACACAACAUAAAGUUACACUGCAUUAAACAAACUAACAUGAAGAAUUGACACCCUUAUAAUAUUAAUCUUAACAUUCAAGAAUGCAGUGUCUCCCCAUUUAUUUAAAUUUUAUUUUAUAUUUGUUAAUAAUACUUAAUAAUUUUCAUUUAGUAAGUAUCACACAUUUCUGGUUUUUUUCUGUGUACACAUGUGUGUGCACGUGUGCGUGGGUGUGUAUGAUUUGUGAAGAGCGAAUAUUAAAAAUGUAGGAUUUACAUUUAUUCCUUUGUUAGAUUUUAUUGCCUUAGAAAACAGAAGUACUAAGUAUGAAAGAUGUAAAAAGUGCAAGGUUUGUAAAUGUGACAUACCAGGUGAUGGUGAUAUGACACACUCUCCUACACAUUUAUUUUCAGCAAGAUCUCCUUUUAUUUCAGUCUUUUUUAACAGUGUUUCAAGAUGAAAAUGAAGAGGCACAUCUAGAAAGAUAAAGUAAAAAAACAAGUAUUUUCAGUAACUCUACUCUUUAUAGACUGUAAUAUUAAGAUUGCUUUUGUCACUAUGAGUCGGAAUCGACUCGACGGCAACGGGGUUUUUUUCCUAUAAAAAUAGCACAUAAGCUUAGAAAAAUAAGCAAAAGUUUAAAAAGUCACAACUGUCAGACAUAGUAAAAUACUUUUUCAAGCAUGUUGGUAGCAGUAUUUUGGAAACAUCCAAUUAUAUGUACUAGAUAAACAAAAAACUCACAGAUGAACAAUGCCACAGUACAUCAUAUACAAUGAAUAGUAAUUAUAAAUAUUAAGAAAUACUGUUUACAGAUGAGUAGAGUAAAUGUGGCAAAGAUGUUUUUAAAAAAACAUAUAGUCAAACCCAGCAGACUCUAAGUUCAUUCCAUACCUUCCCCAUAAAGAUUGCAUUUGAAAUAAUGAGGUUUCCAAAAGAUGUGAUUACACAGUUUUAAUUACUUGGGGGAAAACACUAUAAUUCAGAUGCAAGCGUUCAUGAAAACAUCAAGUUUCACAUUCCCUUUGUUUGCUAGUGUUAUGAUCACAAAUGUAUCUACUUUUACAAAGAUAAAACACCUAAUGACAAACUAACUGUUCUUUACAUAGAGACUUAGAGAUGCUGUAGUAUAAGGCUAAAAUUAAUAUUAUGUGCUGCCUUGACAUCUAAAACCAGGAGGGGCUCCAAUGGCUUAACUGCAAGUCCCCCUAUCCUACUCCUGUGGAUAAGGUCCCUAGUCAAAUAACCCUCCUUAUCAUGGGGACGGAAACUCUGGUGGCACAGUGGUUAAGUGCUACAGUUGCUCACCAAAAGGUUGGCAGUUGGAAUCCACCAGGCGCUCCUUGAAAACCCUAUGGGGCAGUUCUACUCUGUCCUAUAGAGUCGCUAUGAAUUGAAAUCGACUCAACGGCAAUGGCUUUGGUUUUUGGUAUCAUGCAGACAGGGACAGUACCUGUUUAUUUCUGAGUAAUGGACUUCAGUUCUUUGCCAGCCUGCAGAAUUAUUCAAAUAAGCCACUCAUAUCCAUCCUCCUGCAAGAACAAGGGGUCACUCCACCCUCUUGUUACUAUAACACCUGCCUCCUACAUUCCCUACUUGUUUACUCUGUUGCUGAGUGUAAUCCUUAUGUGGCCCUGCAUGGCAUGCGGUGUCCUACUCUCCUGGGCUAUGAGUAUUUGUGACUGAUAAACUGCUGUUCAUCUCAUCUGCCUGUGUUUGAUGUUAUGUGAGAUCGGCCAUCUCUAUAACCCUAGGACAAGAAUCCCUCCUUCACUACUGAAAUGAAGAGGACGGAAAUAAAACAGGCGUUCAGUUUACUGUGCUUAUAUUCUAUAUUCUCACAACCAUACAGGAGCUAAAUAAUAAAGUAGAUGUGCUUCAGAUUUGUUAGUUAAAGGUUGAUAUGUUUUAAUGGCAGGAAACCCUAGCGGUGCAGUGGUUAAGAGCUACGGCGGCUAACCAAAGGAUCGGCAGUUCGAAUCCACCAGGCACUCCUUGAAAACCCUAUGGGGCAGUUCUGCUCUGUCCUACAGAGUCGCUAUGAAUUGAAAUCGACUCAACGGCAAUGGACGACAGAUACCCAUGUAUAGCUAUGCAAAGAUAAUGAGUUUGUGAGUAUCACCAGAGGGUUUGUCCCAAGGGAAAGAGAUGGGGUGGAUUUGAAUCCUAGCACUAGAAUAUGAUCAUAUGAAAAAAUGAAAAUGAGAAUAUAAAUUUUCUCCCUUAAAAUGCUGCUUAAACAUUUUACAGUCCUUUUGUUUUCCAAUUACCUAAACAUAAGUUUGUUUCUCCAAAGAAAUAUCGUUGGCUGUUAUAAUAUCACCUAUUCUACCACUGUUCUUCAUGAGUUGUGGGAAAAUGUGAUGCAACUACGGAUGCAACUUGUUCUACCCAUAUGCCUUCUUUAGUACCCACAGUGACCUAAGGACUUUCAUCAAAAUAUUUCAUGACACUCUAUUGCACUUACUAGUUUACAUCUCAGUUGUCUUAAGCAAAAUGCAAGUACCUUGAAGGCUUUAUUUGUAUUUAUGCUCCUAACACCUAGUAUCUUGUUGCUGUUGUGUGCCAUUAAAUUGAUUCCGACUCACAGCAAACCUACGUGACAGAGGAGACCUGCCCCAUAGCGUUUCCUAAGCUGUAAUCUACAGAAGCAGAUUGCCAGGUCUUUUUUCCCGCAGAGUGGUUGGUGAAUUUGAACCACCAACCUUUCAGUGAGCAGCCGAGCACUUAACCAUUGUACCACCAAGGUUUCUCUCAUACCUAGAAUAGUGCCAAGUAUAUUAUUGAGAUCUUUAUUAAAUCUUUAUUGAAUGCAAGGAGUGGAUAACUCUAAUUCGUAGGUAAAGAAGCUAAUUUUAUUUAUUAGAGGGGACAUAAGAGACUUAGGAUGCAAGACAUUUAUACAAGGUCUCAGGGUUUACUAAUAAGAAAACAGAAACAGAGGAAAGAGUAAUGGUUAGAAGUAUGGCUCUAGAGACUGAUUACGUCAGUUCAAAUCCUGGCUACAUCAUUUACUAGCUGUGUAAUCCUGGACAAAUAACACCUCUAAGUUCCAAUUUUCUCAUGGAAGAUGAAGAUGGCAACAGUAGCUAUCUCAUGGGGUUGUGUGAGAAUUAAACAAGGUAGUGUAAUGUGCUUAGUAUAUAUAGGGCUCCAUAUAUGCUAAGAUAAAAUUUUGGCUGCAUUAUUGCUAUUGAUUAUUGUUUCUCAUUGUUAAGGUUUCUUCAAAGAUGGAAUAAAAUAGUUCCUGCCAGCAGUUUAUUUCAAAGUAUGGUGUAGCUAAGAAACUACACUAAUACUGGUAAAAACUAAACUAAGAUUCAAGGCAGGUGCAUAAGUUAAAAAAAAAAAAAUAGUGCUUUACAAAAAGCAGUCACUUGAUUUUAAGAA
Messenger RNA from Trichechus manatus latirostris (Florida manatee), 9305 nucleotides. RefSeq names its product ribulose-5-phosphate-3-epimerase (gene RPE). Lineage: Eukaryota; Metazoa; Chordata; Mammalia; Sirenia; Trichechidae. The transcript is spliced from 10 exons. Gene Ontology annotation, molecular function: D-ribulose-phosphate 3-epimerase activity; metal ion binding. Gene Ontology annotation, cellular component: cytosol. Gene Ontology annotation, biological process: pentose-phosphate shunt, non-oxidative branch; carbohydrate metabolic process; pentose-phosphate shunt. The coding region runs from base 13 to 699 and encodes 228 amino acids. The record is from RefSeq and is a predicted model, not a curated record.